GGGACCGAACGGUGGCCGUGGGGGAGUGACAGAGAACUGAGGCUGAAUAUUAUCCAUUCUUUCCUCGAGUGUCUGCAAGAAAGAGCAAGUAUGGACUCGGCGGGGCUGCCGCUCCGUGCGACCUGCGCUGCUGAUCGCUAACAGAGAGACCACCAGGGCUGGGACUCCGCGCACAGUAAGAGCGCCCGCCGGCCUCGGCAGAACAUGGUGCAGAAGUACCAGUCCCCGGUGCGGGUCUACAAGUACCCCUUCGAGCUCGUCAUGGCGGCGUACGAGAGGCGAUUCCCCACCUGCCCCCUCAUUCCCGUGUUUUUGGGGAGCGACAUCCUUCACGAGCACGCGAGCGAGGACGGAGCCGUUCACGUGGUGGAGAGAAGCUGCAAACUGAACGUGGACGCCCCCCGAUUACUCAAAAAGAUCGCUGGGGUGGAAUUUGUCUUCUUCAUCCAGAAGAACACCCUGAACUGGAGGGAUCGCACGUUAUUGAUCGAAGCUCACAACGAGACCUUCUCCACCCGUGUCUUGGUCAACGAGACAUGCAGUUACUCCGUUCACCCAGAAAACGAGGACUGGACGUGUUUCGAGCAGACGGCUUCACUCGACAUCAAGUCGUUCUUCGGCUUCGAGAGCACGGUGGAGAAAAUUGCCAUGAAGCAGUACACGGCCAACAUCAAGCGGGGCAAGGAGGUGAUUGAGUUCUACCUGAACGAGCUCAUAGCUCAGGGCAUCACUAAGCUGCCGAGGUGGACGCCUGGAGCACCUGUCAGACGUGAAGAUCCUGCGCGGACUACUACAGUUGACAGAUCGCUUUGUCAAGGACCAGCGCUGGACUCCUCCAACCAGGGGCCAGGAAGAGGAGACCCCGCAAUUUCCAUCUCGGAGACAACCCCCGCUGAUGCUGAUAAACUUGAGGCUGACUACAUAGAGCGUUACUUGGGCAAACUGACCCCGAUGCAGGAGAGCUCCCUCAUCCACCUCCGACAGUGGCUGCAAGAAACCCACAAAGGCAAGUCAGAAUCCGGCGAGUGGAAAGCUGAUAAGAUCCCCAACGACGAGCACAUCCUGCGCUUCCUCAGGGCUCGCGACUUCAACAUGGAGAAAGCGCGGGAGAUGCUGUGCCAGUCUCUGUCUUGGCGUAAGCAGUACCAGGUGGACUACAUUCUCCAGACGUGGCGCCCGCCUCCCAUCUUGGAGGAGUACUAUGCCGGCGGUUGGCAUUACCACGACAAAGAUGGUCGCCCACUCUAUAUCCUGCGCUUGGGACAAGUGGACACUAAGGGCCUGGUGAAAGCCCUCGGAGAGGAGUCCAUCUUGCGGCACCAGGUUUUAUCCAUCAAUGAAGAAGGACAGAAACGUUGCGAGGAGAACACCCAGCAGUUUGGCCGGCCAAUCAGGUCGUGGACCUGUCUGGUGGAUCUUGAAGGCCUGAACAUGCGCCAUCUUUGGAGGCCCGGCGUGAAGGCCUUGCUAAGGAUUAUAGAGGUCGUCGAGGCCAAUUACCCGGAGACUUUGGGGAGGCUGCUUAUUGUCCGAGCUCCGCGAGUGUUUCCCGUUCUCUGGACUCUGGUCAGCCCGUUCAUCAACGAGAACACGCGGCAGAAGUUUCUGAUAUACAGCGGAAACAACUAUCAGGGCCCCGGAGGGAUCUCGGAUUAUCUGGAUAAAGACGUAAUCCCUGACUUCCUCGGAGGAGAAUGCGUGUGUAACAUCCCAGAGGGCGGUCUGGUCCCCAAGUCCCUGUAUCAGUCCGGUGACGACGCCGAGACCUCCGAUCACAUCCGGAUCUGGGCAGAGACUAUUUAUCAUACGGCUUAUGUGUGUAAGGGAUCCCCGCACGAGAUCACUUCUGAAAUCCUGGAGGAGGAAUCUGUCAUCACCUGGGACUUUGACAUCCUCCGCGGAGAUGUUGUCUUCAGCCUCUUUCACUCCAAACGAGCCCCACAAACCCACCAGAGAGACCCGGGCCCGGCGGCUGGCCCUGCGGCCUCCGGCACCAACGUGCAGCUCAUAGACAAGAACUGGGUCUUGGGAGUCGAUUACAGCAGGUUGGAGGCUCCGUUAAUCUGCAGAGAGGGGGAGAGCAUCCAGGGGUCCCAUGUCACGCGCUGGCCCGGGUUCUACAUCCUACAGUGGAAGAUCCACAGCCCAGCGUCUGGUUCCAGCAUGACGCGGGUGGACGACGUCUUGGCCUCUCUUCAGGGAUCUGCUCACAAGUGCAAACUCAUGUACUACUUCGAGGUGCUGGCGUCUGAGGAUUUUAGGGGCUCGAUGUCCAGCUUGGAAUCCUGCAGCGGCUUCUCGCAGUUAAGUGGGAUCACCAACUCAUCCAACAAGUCUCAAACCGACUCCUUAAUAUCCAGAUAACAGAGAACUGGGGGGGUCUCCGAACCCUAUACUUCUCCAACCAUCUG
Spea bombifrons (plains spadefoot toad) is the source of this 2411-nucleotide messenger RNA. RefSeq names its product SEC14 like lipid binding 5 (gene SEC14L5). Gene Ontology annotation, cellular component: cytoplasm. The transcript is spliced from 18 exons. NCBI's taxonomy places the organism in Eukaryota, Metazoa, Chordata, Amphibia, Anura, Pelobatidae. Bases 205 to 2364 code for a protein of 719 amino acids. The record is from RefSeq and is a predicted model, not a curated record.